UAUGAAUAGGAAGUCAGAAGAUACAAGCUAUCUUGAAACUAAUAAAAAAAAAGAACUCUCUUGUAAUAUUCAAGAUGAUAAAAAAUUACGUUUUGGUGCAAAAAUUCCUUCAAAGAGUGUUAGUCAAGGUGAAGUGAACGUCGUUUCUUCUGAAUUAUGGACACUUGAUACUGAUAGAGCAGGGCCAGAUGAUGUCAUUAUCAAUACUAGCGGAACAGAGCUCUUUCAAUACGUCAAUGAAGAUGUUUUAAAAAGGAAAACUUUUGCUAAAUUUGAUAAAAUGAGAGACAAUUAUAAUCCAGACAUUGGGGUUCCCGAACCACCUUGUAGCGCUUGUAGACAAGACGAAAGUGAAUUUCUAGAUAUGAUUAUAGAAACUCCAGUUAUGCAAAGAUUAUGGAAUUUUUUCAUUGACAAAGAUAUAUCCAGUUCUGAUAAAGCCGAAUUUAAACAACAACUAUAUGAUACAUGGUUUAAACCGUAUAGUCGUAGCAAUGGGCCAUUGGAUAGUUCAGGAUUUGAACAUGUUUUCUUGGGCGAAACAAGAAAUUCAGAAGUAACUGGUUUCCAUAAUUGGGUACAAUAUUAUAGAGAACAACAAAAAUCAACAAUGACAUUGAAAAGAUACUUGGCAACUUGCGAAUCGAAAGUCUCUAAAAUCAGCUUCGAAUGGGAUGGAUUUUUAAAACCGAUUACUGGAUUUUGGGUUGGUACUACUCCAGAAAUUGAAAUGGCUCUUUAUACACUUUGCUUUUUGGGAAGACCAAAUCAAGUUUGUUCAGCUAUCGAAGUAGUCUAUGCUAACUGGAGCAAGGAGACGGGAAAGGCAAAUGCAAUGAAACAGUCAAUAAUUUUUUCUGUGCAGUCAUUGAUAGCAGUUUCCUUACUACUUCAAUUGGGAUUGGCGAAAGAAGGAGGAUUUUUGAAGGGUGCGUUAUCGACGUUUGAAGGUCAAACGAUUAAGUUUGGGGUAAAAUUCCCAAAAUUUUCAAAACAGGGCAUUUGUGAAUUUGGUGCUAUUAAUACUCAUGCUGUCAUUCAAACAAAUCCAAAAAUAUUCAACGUCGGCGAUGCUUUCGACAUGGAAGCAGAGUUAACAACUUUUGCAGAUAGCCUUUUAUGCUCUGAUUACUCUUAUGAAUUUUUCAUAAUUUGCGAAGAUAGCUUAGAAGAGGAGCUGUUAGUUUCACGAAUAAAGGUUUUCGUCAAAGACCAAUUGGUAAUUUGUAGAGAUCCUCACUUCAGUCAAAGUGUAGAAGGAACAGAUGAUAAUUUUGGGAAAGUAAAAAAUAUUAUCUGCUAUGAUUUGUAUGGUAAAUCCCUGGAAAAAUAUGAGAUUAUCUCGGAUUUGGAAUUAGGUGGAUCAGUGCAGAUUGAACUUCGAGACGACUACUAUAUUGGCAGAGUUAUUUUGAGUAGUAAAUUGGGAAAAGUUGCUAUUAAUACUACUCAUGUAUCGCUACCAUCUAACGAGAUCAUAGACUGGAAUAAUAGUCAGAGUAUUACUAUUAAGGACAGUGAUCCAAAUUGGAGACUGUUUGUAAGAUUGAACGGAAAAGAUAUAUCCAUCGAAUACGAAAAUGGAAUAAGGAAGUUGAACUUUGGCGUAUUUAGAAUAAAACAAGAAUACGGAGAGAGCUUUUUGAAUGUUAAGAUUGAUAAAUCUACAGCAAAGGAUGGUAUAUUCGACAAACUUCACGGAGGAAUUUUCGGAGAAAUCUCAAAAAAACAAUAUCAAUUCUUUGAACCGGUUCAAGCUAAUGGAAAAGGUGUAACAGCAGUAAAGGUAGAUGGUAGAAUUGUAAAAUCGUCGCAACAUGGUAUGGGAUUAAAAGCAGACGAUAAAUGCAUUUCAAUCAGUUUGGGUGAAUUGUUAUAUCCAAAAACCAUAGAAAUGUUUAAAACUCUAUAG
Dimorphilus gyrociliatus is the source of this 1912-nucleotide messenger RNA. NCBI's taxonomy places the organism in Eukaryota, Metazoa, Annelida, Polychaeta, Dinophilidae. The record is from the annotation of a GenBank genome assembly.